Lathyrus oleraceus (garden pea) is the source of this 1020-nucleotide messenger RNA. Its product is annotated as homeobox-leucine zipper protein HOX3. Gene Ontology annotation, molecular function: DNA-binding transcription factor activity, RNA polymerase II-specific; sequence-specific DNA binding. The record is from RefSeq and is a predicted model, not a curated record. Bases 218 to 838 code for a protein of 206 amino acids. Gene Ontology annotation, biological process: regulation of DNA-templated transcription. NCBI's taxonomy places the organism in Eukaryota, Viridiplantae, Streptophyta, Magnoliopsida, Fabales, Fabaceae. The transcript is spliced from 4 exons.
UCAAUACAUUAUUAAUAAACCUUCGUACGACCAAUUAUUAAUAAUAUCCCUUAUUUGUUUAUUUGAGUUUUCUAUACUAUAUCUUGACCUUUUUCUCUCCAAACAAUUCAUUCAUCACAUCAUAUAUAUCCUUUGCUGCUUCUGUCUUCUGUUUCCUAAUUUUGUUUGCUUCACUUUACCUUUUUCCUCUCUUUUCAUCAAGGAAUCUUCUUCUUCUAUGGCAGUUUUACCAACAAGUUCCUCCAACUUAGAAUUGACCAUAUCUGUCCCAGGUUUUGCUUCUUCACCAAUCACUUUUCUCACCACAUCAUCAUCAUCUGGGAAAAAGUUAGACAUGAACCAAGUAGCCAUAGAAGAAGAAUGGAUGAGAUUAGAAGAGGAAGAAGAAAGCAACGUUAAUCCUCGCAAAAAACUCCGUCUAACAAAGGAACAGUCUCGUCUCCUUGAAGAAAGCUUUAGAAAAAACCACACUUUAAACCCAAAGCAGAAAGAGUGUUUGGCAAUGCAGCUGAAACUCCGACAAAGACAAGUGGAGGUGUGGUUUCAAAACCGUAGGGCCAGGAGCAAGUUGAAGCAGACAGAGAUGGAGUGCGAGUACUUGAAAAGGUGGUUUGGAUCUCUGACAGAGCAGAACCGGAGGCUUCAAAGAGAAGUUGAGGAUCUUAGGGCUUUGAAAGUGGGCCCACCCACUGUGUUAUCCCCUCACAGUUCCAAACCACUUCCAGCUUCAACCUUAUCCAUGUGUCCUCAAUGUGAACGUAUCACCACCAACGCCACAGCUGCCGUCGCCGUCGACAAACAUGCUAAUGCCGCCGUCACUUUGUCGCCUAAAGUGUAAACACUUUCUAUGCAGUCGCGUCAAAUGUGAAACACCUUGUUGAGCAUGUUUCUUCCUACACGCGAUCGUGCACGGCACAUUAUUUAAUUAGUUAAUGUAAAAGAGAGAAAAAAAAGUGUUGAAGAAUUAAUGUAAGGGGAAUGUGUUACAGAUUUUAAUAAAAAGGUAUUUUUGGUAAGGCA